Molecule: messenger RNA, 4288 nt
Organism: Chrysoperla carnea
Lineage: Eukaryota; Metazoa; Arthropoda; Insecta; Neuroptera; Chrysopidae
Exons: 14
Coding region: 48-3113 (1021 amino acids)
Biological process (GO): intracellular signal transduction
Cellular component (GO): cytoplasm
Molecular function (GO): guanyl-nucleotide exchange factor activity; protein binding
Source: RefSeq, a predicted model, not a curated record
CGCUAGAUGAAAAUACGUCAUCGCAACAAAGUGAUCAGUUACGUGAAAUGAUAUUAACGCGACCGGGUAGUGCACCGGCUGAUGGAAAAGAUGAACUAGCGCGUCGUACACCCGUUAGUUUGACAGAAUCGCAACAAAGAUCUUUAUCAUUGCCAAAAUCAUUUAUGUCCAACAAUCAAUCAAAGCAAAGUGAUGAGCAAUUUUCAUCAUGGAAACAUCAACAAGCAACUGAAGAAAGUCCGUGGUCAUCACCAACGUCGCGAAUACCAACACCAGAUACUGCGCAUACAGCACCCGUAACACCGUCCCAUGACUUAAAUCGAAUCGAACGUCAUAAGUCACCAGGACGAAAUAAUCACAGGUCAUCUCGACGAUCGUCAACGAAUAAUAAUAAAGCGUCUUCGACACCACAUUUAAUUAACUCUGAAGAUAGUCCUGAAUGGGAGGUACACAGGAAUUGGUCUGACGAACGAAUGGAAGGGUCUGAAGAUGACAAAGGAUUAACAGAAGCGUCUAGUGCUUCACCAAUACAUAAUCCACAUUCACAAUCAACGGAUAGUUCCAAAGAACAUGUAUAUCCAAGGCAAUCAAGUUUACCACAAAAAACAGGUACUACCGGAAGUGUUUUACAGAAAUUCCGUAAAACAUUUUCACUACGUUUCCAAAGAAGUAAACUUAGUAAGGAAUCAAGUUCGACCGAUUAUGGUGGAUUAUCACAGGGUUGUUCAUUAGAUGAAGGCCCAGGCGAAAUUUACAACGAAAAUUAUGAUUGUGAUCCAUCCACUCAAAAUAUUCAUGGAGACUCUCACCAUAAGGAAGAGUCAGAACAAAAAUAUAGGUUUGGACCGUUAGUAUGGCGAAGUAGUAAAGAACGAAAAAAGGGAAAUAAAGCAGCUAGAAAUGCCAAAUGUAACAGUGGCGAUAGUGGAAUACAGCUUGAGAUGGCAUCUGGGUGCACGAGUGGUGCGGGCUCAGCAGGAACCGGGGGAGGUGGGGACAGUUCCGAAUCGCAUGACACGGAUCAGCAGGGCGAGGACACUGACAGUCCCCCAGCGGUCAGACGCCGGGUUGGAACAGGAGGCCGCUCCUCUCGACCGCACUCCGAUCUCAUCAACCAAAUACUUAUCGACAAAUUUAAGGCGGACUUACAAUCUAGAACGCAACGACACAGUCACGUAAGACGUACAAAUUCCGAUCUUGGAGGGCAGAGAUUAUUGCAGUGGGAUACUCGUGGAUCAUACAGACGAAUGUUUUCAUCACCAUCACCUAUAAAAAUGCGUCCACAACGAUUAAGUCCUCGGCAUGCACCAUCAAGUAAUAAUUCACCAGCUAAUUCUGUAUUAAUGCGUCAUAAUCGACGAACACCAGGUCGACCACAAUUACGACGAUCGCUCAGCCAACCGUUGGAUAUUGAUAAACUUUCACCAUUAAUGAGAACCAAAACAAUGGGUUCAAGACCCCAUGGUGCACAUGUUUUUAGUGAAGAUGAACAUGAUUGCCAUGGUGGAACAUCUGAUGAUGAGGAAAUGUUAUCAGAUUCGGAAUCAUCGUUAACAUCAUUAUCAGAACGAAAGCGAUCAUCUCUGGAAACUGGUAUGGCUGAUGAUAUUGUGAUAUUGGCUGAGGCUGUUUGGGAUCAUAUAGCAAUGGAAUCUGAGGAAUUAGCUUUUCGAGCUGGUGAUGUUAUUGAAGUACUUGAAACUGUCGAUAAAGACUGGUGGUGGGGUGCAACAAAUGGAUCAGUUGGAUGGUUUCCAGCUGCAUUUGUUAGGUUACGAGUCAAUCAAGAAGAUACUGUUGAAGAUUGUUUGGCAGCAAUGGCUUCAGGACAAUCUUCUACAACGUCAAUACGCCGCCGUACAAGUAUAUCUCUGCUCUCCAAUGAACAAGUGCGUACAAGUGUAGUGCGUGAAUUAGUGCAUACUGAACGUGAUUUUGUGAAAGUGUUACGUGAUGUUAGUGAAGGAUAUAUAUCUGAAUGUCGAAAACGUUGUGAAAUGUUUAGUGAGGAACAAAUACAAACAAUAUUUAUUAAUUUAGAGGAAUUAUUGGAAUUUCAAACAGAAUUUCUUAAUGAUUUAGAAUCAUGUAUUGAUUGGGAUGCACCGCAUCGUAGUUGUAUUGGAGAUUGUUUUUUAAAGCAUAAAUCUGGUUUUCGAAAAUAUUCGGAUUAUUGUAAUAGUCAUCCCAUGGCAAUAGCUACCUUACAAGAACUUUAUCAAAUAAACAGUUAUAAUAAGUUUUUCGAAGCAUGUCGUUUAAUGCGUGGUCUCAUUGAAAUACCAUUAGACGGUUAUUUAUUAACACCAGUACAACGAAUAUGUAAAUAUCCAUUACAAUUAGCCGAAUUACUUAAAUAUACAAAAUCUGAUCAUCCAGACUAUAGUAAAAUACAAGAAGCAUUAGAGACAAUGCGUGGUGUUGCUGUAUUAAUAAAUGAACGAAAACGUCGCAUGGAAAGUUUAGAAAAAUUAGCGGCAUGGCAACAACGCGUUGAAGGAUGGGAAGGUGAAGAUUUAAUUGAAGUUAGUACACAGCUAAUACAUCAAGGUGAUGUUAUACGAGUGACGACAGGCAUGUGGACAAAUAAUAUUACAUUAUUUUUAUUUGAUCAUCAAAUUGUUUAUUGUAAAAAGGAUUUAUUAAAACGGAACACAUACGUGUAUAAAGGCAGAAUUUGUUUGGAUACGAGCGAAAUAAUAGAUGUUCCCGAUGGAAAAGAACCUCAGGUUGGAGUUACUGUUAAGCAUGGUUUAAAAAUCUAUAGUUGUGUGCGCGAUAAAUGGUUAUUAUUUUGUUGUCGUUCCGCUGCCGAAAAGGAAUGUUGGCUGUCAGCGUUAGCUGAAGAACGUCGUUUAGUUGCAAGAGAUCGUUUAGAAGGUUUAGAUUUUCCACCAGCUGCGCGUCAAUUAGCACGCAUGGCUGCUAGAUCACAUCGACAGCCACCACAUAAACCACGAAAUGACAAAUCAUAUAAACGUGAUUCUGCGUACAUGGGAUCGUCACUUCAAUUAAAUACAACUAGUCAUAACUCACUUGGUCGCAAAGUUGGUACAUGGUUUACAUUUGGGGGUAGCAAAAAAGGACGACAUCAUCAUCACGCUCCGUCAUGAGACCCAACUACCUUGCUGUAACCAGCAGCUUAAGUUGUACUGUACUUUUAUUUGUUUUUUGUAUUCAGUACAACUAGAAGUUAUUCAUCUCUUUCAAAUACAUGUCAUUAAAUAUUUAAGAAACCAUAAAUGUAGAAAACACAUAUUUAUAAGAUAAAAAAAUUCUAUUGAAUCUUUUUGUGACGAUCAAACACCCUUCAAUUCUAGAAAAGAACAAAAUGACUUUCGAUGUAUAAUUAAACUCAAUUUAAUCAACUGAAAUUUCCUUUUUUUGUUUGUUUGAAAGUUAGACAUCUUACUUUUGAGGAGUAUCUAAAUAAAUAGCUUUAAAUUGGGUUAAGACUUUGCCAGAACUAUUUUGCCUUGAAGACAAGCACAAUAACUACCUCCAUGCCAAAUUUCAAUCCAUGUGAUAUAGUUACCAAACAAAAUAUGGUUUUAGAUAACAAAAGGUGCAUUUUAUUUUAAACUUUUCAAAGUUGAAAUACUUGCACACAGAACAGAAUACGUGUAAACUAGCCUCAAACUUUGUGUCUUUAAAAAAUGUUUUCAAAACUUAAUUUUCUCAAUUUUGGUCUAACUUUCAACAAUAGGGUAUUUGCCAGUUUGAUAAUAAAUUUUUAUGAAGUGGAAAACCAAAAUCUAAAGAUUUUUUUCGCAAAAAUAUGUGGUUCAUCUAAUUUUUAUUUUAUUUUUUUUCAAAUAAUUAAGUUCUCGCAAACAAUAACAUAAUUCUUAUGUUUUGUAAAUAUACAACUGUCAUAUUUUAAAAAUUUUAUAUACAAAAACUAGCUACUAGACAGGCGUUAUUCUACUCUUUACGGUAGGUGUCGCUGUGAGUUUAAUUUUUGACGCUACUAAAAAGGUCUACCCAGGCUAGAUCAACCCAACUUAAGUAGCGUUAGAUUAGUACGAAUAAAAUACACGCUUUACUCCUCAAAUAGGCCAGCGACGUUUUGCUUUAUCAUAUUAGAAAUUUUAAGUACUAUUUUAUAUCUACAAGUGAUUUUAUUAAAGCAAAAAGAGUUUUAAUAUUGUAUUACUAAAAAUUUUGAGACAGUUUUCAAAAAAAAAAAAAAAAAAAGUGGAAAAUACCCUAUUUUUACAAACGAACACAAUAAAUCAAACAUAAUUUUAAAAUAUCUAAACUUUUAAAUAAAUUUCAAUAUAUCAGU